This is a messenger RNA of Coregonus clupeaformis (lake whitefish), 1537 nucleotides long. RefSeq lists its product as uncharacterized. Bases 91 to 702 code for a protein of 203 amino acids. Lineage: Eukaryota; Metazoa; Chordata; Actinopteri; Salmoniformes; Salmonidae. The record is from RefSeq and is a predicted model, not a curated record. The transcript is spliced from 2 exons.
CAGUUGACAAAAGGAUAUUCCUCAAAAAAUGUCAAAGACCCCCCGGACUUUGUAGAGCCCCUGAUUUCUGUUCCAGAGCACAAGCCGUUGAUGCCAGUGAAGGACCACUCUGUUCAGAACAACCCUGAUGCUACAAAAGAGACCAAUUUUAAGUCAUUGCUGGAACAACUUGAGAGUUUACGGGUGAAAGACGUUUCUUCUCCAGGUAACGUGGGCCAGUUGACAAAAGGAUAUUCCUCAAAAAAUGUCAAAGACCCCCCGGACUUUGUAGAGUCCCUGCCCCUGAUUUAUGUUCCAGAGCACAAGCUGUUGAUGCCAGUGAAGGACCACUCUGUUCAGAACAACCCUGAUGCUACAAAAGAGACCCAUUUUAAGUCAUUGCUGGAACAACUUGAGAGUUUACGGGUGAAAGACGAUUCUUCUCCAGAGCACAGGCCUUUGAUGCCAGUGAAGGACCACCCUGUUCAGGACAUCCCCAAUGUUGCAAAAUGGACCAAAAUGGUGCAAGUGGACCAGAUGCUGGAACAACUUCAGAGGAUGAAAGAUGAUACUUUCCCAGGUAAAGCUAAAGUCCCACAGAUGAUUGUGGAGAAACUUAUUCCUUAUCUACAGACUUACAAGCAAAAAGCAUUGCAAGGUGACAACAACGUCUUCAAAGAAAUUUUCAGGCUCCAGCUCCAAAAGCUCAGAAGAGCACCCUGAAGAUCAAACCCAGAGUCAACAUAUUGACUGACCCUUCUUACUCCGAGCCACUUGUGAAGGUUAACCUGAUUUUGUGGCUUGUUUUCUAUGGCUUCAUCGUAAUAGUGGUUCUCUAUGAUGCUGUGAGAAUCUCCAAGGAGGCUAGAAGGCGAUCUGAUGCUAUUGCCACUGCCAGGUUGAAGAAAAGGGAACCAGCCACCGCUGAACCACAGACACUGGCAUCCAGAGUUCGGGAGAGCAUCUCUUCACGGUUUGGUUUGAAACAAGCAUCAUCCACACCACAGUGUGCCCCCAUUUCUGACGAUUCUGCAAAAGAGUUGCAGAAGUCAAAGGAGUUCAUCUCCACUAAGGACAAAUCUGAGUCGGAAAAGAGACCUGGAAAGAGUGCUGUCAGCCUGAGAGAGUGUGAGCCGCCUCUGCCUAGCAUCCCAGAUAACUUCCUUGUGCCUGACUCUGAGCCUGCCAUCCAGGUGGCAUUGAACCCAUUCGACACCAAGCUAGCCAAAGUUGUAUCUGACAAUGCUGAGGCAUCCAACUACGAGGCAACCGAGAAGCCCUGCUACACACAGUCUGGGCUCACUGAGGUUUGCGUCAAUUAAGACUGAGGACUACUUCUUAAACCAAGUGAUAUUGAAUAAAAGCUGCAGAUAUUACAUCUCCAAAUGAGAUCACAUGGAGACUGUCACCUUUUGAAGACUUCCAUUUUCUGUUUGUAAUUUAAUUUCUUUAGAAUAGUAAUAAAAAUAUAUUGCAUUUAAAACAUAUGUUUCAAGUUAUUUUUGGGGUAUUUUGAUUUGUUGUUGUACUGUUGUGUUGUAAAUGCAAUAGGCAACAU